This is a messenger RNA of Solanum verrucosum, 714 nucleotides long. RefSeq names its product ribonuclease 1-like. The transcript has 3 exons. Gene Ontology annotation, biological process: RNA catabolic process. The coding region runs from base 1 to 714 and encodes 237 amino acids. Lineage: Eukaryota; Viridiplantae; Streptophyta; Magnoliopsida; Solanales; Solanaceae. The record is from RefSeq and is a predicted model, not a curated record. Gene Ontology annotation, cellular component: extracellular region. Gene Ontology annotation, molecular function: ribonuclease T2 activity; RNA binding.
AUGAGUGCAUCGUCUGAAUUAAUUACUAAACCACCAAUAACUAAUUACCAUCAUAUGCAGAUGAUUAUGCAAUGGCCUCCAACCUUUUGUGGGAGGCCAGAUAAACCGUGCAAGCCCUCCGUAAAAAUGUCGGAUUUCUCAAUCCAUGGCCUUUGGCCAGGGAAUGCUACAGGUCACACUCCUUUUACGUGUAAUGUUCCUGAAAAUCCAACGACGGUCGAAAAAGUGUGGUUAAAUGACAGGAGCCUAAAGAAUUUCUUGGGGCUGUAUUGGCCUUCUUUGGAGGCUCGCUGGACUGACGAAAAGUUAUGGAAGCAUGAGUGGGCCAAGCAUGGGUAUUGCACAUCAGAAAUCGUCCCAGAUGUUGAAUAUUUUAAUGGGGCGAUAACAUUUGCGAGACGACUGAAAGAUAUGCUUAAAAUAUUAGAGAAUGGUAAAAUGGGUCCGAAAAAUCAUCCUGCUUACACCGUAAUGGGUAUGAAGACAUUUAUCUCUGAACAAGUGUUAAAAGAUAAAAAUAUUGAUGUUUACAUCUCAUGUGAUCAUCAGCGGGCCACUUCUUCUAACGUCUUCUUCUUGAAGCAAAUUCACUUCUGUUUGGACAAAUCGCUCAACACAUUCAUAUCUUGCCCCAAAAGUACAGCCACAAGAGGUUGUGGUAGAGUAGACGAUCAAAAUCUCAUAUUUCCUAUUAGUCUACGCAAGGAAGCUUAA